AUGCCGUUCAAAUCAACAUUUAAUGCCUUGAAAGGCCAGCUCAAAGAUCUACAAAACGAAGGCCAGAAAUUUUUGGGGGGUUCCUCGCAGCCUUCGGGCCAGCCACAAUAUCAAUAUAACCGACCGCCGCCGCCACCCCCUCAGCAUGCAGCUAUGUUUGCCCAAGGCAAUCCCGGUGGUGGUCAACCAAAUCAAGGAGUAUACUGGGCCGCUCGGUUCGACCCAAAUACCCAGAUCAGCCAGGAAUGGGAGGAGAAAUUGGGCAACAACAAUGGCUGGGGAAAUAAUGAGCUUCAACACUACACGAACGACAGGGUCAACUCUUUCUUUACACCAAAUAAUCUUCUUGUCCUGCGCGCAAUUUCGGCUCCAACAACUCCUGAUCCAGCACGAAAGUACACUUCGGCACGGCUCGUGUCCCGCCAGCGGCUGGGCCGUCCCAGGGGUAGCCUUGUAGCAACCCUUACACUGCCAUGUGCGGCUGGUAUCUGGCCCGCCUUUUGGCUUCUCCCUUUUGAACCGUUCACAUGGCCACACGAGGGUGAAGUCGAUAUUGCCGAAACCUGGAACGGCGAUGGAAUCAACCACUCGUGUCUUCACUGGGGCUUCUACACUCCGGAAGAUAAUUGGAAGCAUCGUGUGGUGGGCACUUUUGUUCAAGGUAUGCAGCAGGGACGUCCUGUAAGAUACGAGUUCGCCUGGAACCAGGAUGAAGGGUCUGGGCAAGGACGAAUGGUGUGGUACAUUGAUGGACGCCCGGUCAUGAAGGCCCCCAUUCCGCAAGGGACCAGAAAAAUGGCAGACUUUGUGAUACUGUUGAACAUUGCCAUGGGUGGAAAUGUGACUCAAGGACGUACCCCGGAUGAUGGUACUUACGAUUUUGUUGUUCAUGAGCUGAAGAUGUUGGAUCAGCCAGAGAAUGGUGGAUGGGGCAAGUUCGAUCAAGAUUUCAAUAUCACCCGCGAAGGUGACACCAUUUAG
This is a messenger RNA of Exophiala bonariae, 981 nucleotides long. RefSeq lists its product as uncharacterized. Gene Ontology annotation, biological process: carbohydrate metabolic process. Lineage: Eukaryota; Fungi; Ascomycota; Eurotiomycetes; Chaetothyriales; Herpotrichiellaceae. Gene Ontology annotation, molecular function: hydrolase activity, hydrolyzing O-glycosyl compounds. The transcript has 2 exons. The coding region runs from base 1 to 981 and encodes 326 amino acids. The record is from RefSeq and is a predicted model, not a curated record.